UGUGAUUGUGGCUUAGGAACUAUGAGAGAUUAUCGAGAUGAAACUUAUGCAGUGAGAUUUUUAAGAGGAUUGAAUGAGCAGUAUGGGACUGUGAGAUCCCAAAUCAUGCUGAUGAAGCCUCUUCCAGACAUCAAUGAAAUUUUUUCUCUACUUAUUCAGCAAGAGAGACAGUUUAAUGGAUCAGAUUUGGAGACUCAAAACUUUACAGCUUUGGCCAAUUCAAUUCAUAAUUUCAACAAUAAUUCAAGCAGUGUUUCCAGAGGAAGAGGACGAGGAAUCCGUGGAGGUAGAGGUGGAAGAGGAGGAAGAAAUUCAGCACCUAAGACCUGUUCUUAUUGUCACAAGGCAGGGCAUCUUGUGGAUACUUGUUACCACAAACAUGGAUUUCCACCUCAUCUACAGAGGCAGAAAUGGCCACGAGAGACUAGCAAUGGAGCUAUGGCCAAUAAUAUUGUUGCUGGAAUUGAAGGGAGCAGUACCAACAAUGUCAAGCAGGACAAGGAAGCUGAUGGUCAAUCCCAAUUCAAUCAGAGUUUGAGAGAUGCACUGCUUACCUUUCUUCGGCAGGAGUGUGCACAGUCUUCUCAAGGAACAAGUGUGAGAGAUGUCGAUCAAUCAAAUGCAGGAAAUGGAGGAUCUUAGAAGAUCAACUCGUAUACAUAAACCACCUUCUUAUCUUCAAGAUUAUCAUUGUAUGUUACUUAGAACAGGAAGCUCUAGUAACCAAUCAUGUUCCAAGCGGUACGGUCUAUCUCACAUGGUGGAUUAUGGGAAGCUAUCCCCUACCCAUAGAGCCUUUUCCCUAGC
Arachis duranensis is the source of this 807-nucleotide messenger RNA. RefSeq lists its product as uncharacterized. Lineage: Eukaryota; Viridiplantae; Streptophyta; Magnoliopsida; Fabales; Fabaceae. The coding region runs from base 22 to 642 and encodes 206 amino acids. The record is from RefSeq and is a predicted model, not a curated record. The transcript has 2 exons.